AAAAGCCCCCUAGUGGAAGGAUGAUGAAUUGCAAGGCAGAAAACUUGGAUCAUGCCAAUAAGAUAGGAGUCUCAGAAAUACAUAUAUAAAUAUGAUACAAAUAGUUUUAUGGGAAAGUAAGAAAAAAAAAUACAUAAAUUCAAACUAUUCAGGGUAAAAGUCACAUAAGUCAGCUUGUAAAUAAAAAAAAUAGGUGUAACUGUUAAGAAAUAACUAAUAACGAUUAUGUAAAUUUACUCAAAAUGUAUUAAAAGUAAAUUAGCAAAAGCAAAGUUUUGCAUUAGGGUUGUUUAAAAGAAAAAAAGGGGGCAUCCCUGGCCUUUGACCUUCCUCCUCAGUCUACAAGAGUCCAGCAGGGGGAGCACUUCCAACUUAAGUCGGUCCUUCUCUGUGCAUCAAUUAUGUUUUUUGUAGUUUUUAUUUAAAUACUUGUAGUUCACAAAGAGUUACAAUCUAUGUUUAGAUUCUAAACAUGACAGUAAAAGGUUUAAUCUAGUAUUAAAAGGAUUUAUUAUUAGAAUUAGCGUGAAACACAUGUAUAUAUUUAAAAAAGUUGAACUCUGUGUUCUUGUUGUUGUCAUGUUUAUAGUCAAUAGUAAAAAUAGAAAAAUAAUGUUGACGCAUCAAAUAAGAAAACCCCACAUUUGACUUAAUUGAAGUGAAUCUGCAGCAACAGGAGGAUUUUAUGUGACAGGGAUCAACCGAUACGGUUCUUUUCAAGGCCGAUACGAUCCUGAUCAUUUUUUAAGUCUGGACGACAAAGUUUACAAAGUUUUUUUGUCCUUAAAAAAGAAGUAAAAAAUUGGAAGAAUGUCCUGUGUAAUGAGAUAUCUUUGACGUUUAUGUUGCUGCAGGUUUAGAUGUUUAAAACACAAAAAAAAAACGAUGUAAGUGAAACAAAUGUCAUCAUGUAGAAAUAAAUCCAAACUAGUUUAAAAACUGGUAAAGAAAUGAAAGGAAAACUUUUAGCAUAAAUGUAUUUUUUUACUGUAAAGAAAAUCAAAGUAAAAAAGAAAAAACCUGUACGAUCAGAAAAUAAAAAUAAAAGAACAGUUAUUAUACUUUAAAUUAAUGUUAUACAUUAAAAACUGUAAAAACUUGAGGCUAAAAAAUAUAAUUUUGUUAGCCAGACUCUCCAUUUUGACUACGGCUGGUUUGCUCUUCUUCAAGGAGACAAAUGACUCACUCUUUAAUACCCAGGUGUGAUGAAAGAAAAGCAGGGAGGAUUUAAAGCCUUAAACAUGGUAUAAUUAGGAAAUCAGUUAUGGUACAUCUGCAUGUGUUUGCUUGCAUCAAAGGAGUUGAGAAAAAGACUGUGUGGGGGGUGAUUAUCUAUAUUUAAUGUUCCUCAAAUGUAGUAAAAUUUGGGCAAUUUUUCCACCUGAGUCUGAUGAGUAAAAGACCCACGGUUACGAGUCAAACUAAAAAUUAAUAUUGUUUUUUUAUCACCUUAUUGUGGGUACAAUACAAAAAUAAAAGCAAUAAAAACCCAAACAGCUCAAGUUUCACAAUACUAAGUGUUUCUUUGCCUCCACCCUGGGGUGGAGACACAGAAUCACUUCAUACUGUGAAACUCCAACACCUGGAUUUGAAGUAAGCUUCCUCAUCUCACUGUGUAAAAGCUGACCCUCACUUACAGAAUGAGGUCUGGCAGUCUGAAAGUUUUAUUCAUAGCUUUUGUCUCGGUUUGGGUUUUGUUUUACCUGAACUCCAUAAAAAGAGACGUCUAUGACUAUUCAAGAAAACUCCACCUCAACGACUCCAUCAGGGGUCAAGAGGUCCUGCUGAGGGUGAGCAAGAUGGAGGCUGACAUCAACAGGCUGAUCAGUCGGCUGCAAAAGGAUGAAAACGACAAGCAGAUGGAGACAAAAAGGAAGGAGGAGAAGAAGGCAGUGAGGAAACUUUAUCCAAAUUCUCCUCUGUUCCAAAAGUGGGGGGACCACCUGUCUGAAGGGGAGCAGAAAGAAGCCAAGUAUUUAUUUAAGAAAUACGGCUACAACACUUACCUGAGCGACAGGCUGCCGCUCAACAGAGAGAUCCCCGACACCAGGCCUCCCAGAUGUGCAGAGAGGAAAUAUCCAGAAGAGCUGCCGUCCCUCAGUGUUGUCCUGAUCUACCUGGAUGAAGCUCUUUCCAUCAUCAAGAGGGCCAUCCGCAGCAUCAUGAACAAGACGCCCGCCCGUCUGCUGACGGAGAUCAUUCUGGUCGAUGAUCACAGCUCAAACGAGGAUUUAAAGCAGGAGCUGGACGACUACAUCAGCUUGAUUCAUGAAGAGCGUCCAGGCCUGGUGAAGAAAGUGAGGCACGCCGAGCAGCUCGGCCUCACGCAGGCCAGACUGUCCGGAUGGAAAGUAGCUACAGGAGACGUGGUGGCCAUCUUGGAUGCUCACAUAGAAGUCCAUGUACAAUGGGCAGAACCCCUGCUGGCUCGGAUUAAAGAGGACCGCACGGUGAUCCUCUCUCCAGUCUUUGACAAAGUCAACUACGACGACUUUGCAGUCGUUCCCUAUUCUCCUUCUGCUCAAGGCUUCGACUGGGCUUUGUGGUGCAUGUAUGAAUCCUUCCGACCGGAGUGGUACGCCACAGGGGAUAAAUCACUGCCUGGAAAAAGUCCAGCUGUCAUGGGGAUACUUGUUGCUGAUCGCAAGUUCUUUGGAGAAAUUGGAGGCCUGGACGGUGGAAUGAAAAUCUACGGGGGAGAAAAUGUGGAGCUGGGUAUUCGGGUCUGGCUGUGUGGAGGCAGCAUAGAGAUAAUACCUUGCUCUAAAAUCGCCCACAUUGAGCGAUACCACAAACCCUACCUCCCAGACCUGUCCAUCAUGAUGAGGAGAAACGCACUGAGAGUGGCAGAAGUUUGGAUGGAUGAAUACAAAAGCAGCGUUAACAUCGCCUGGAACCUUCCAGUGGAAAAUCAUGGGAUUGAUAUCGGAGAUGUGUCGGAGAGGAAGAAGCUCAGAGAGAAGCUGAAGUGCAAACCCUUCCAGUGGUUUCUAGAUAAUGUUUACCCCUCUCUGAAACCCAUCAACAACUUGCUUGGUUAUGGAGCUCUGAUUAAUAAUUUGAAGCCAGAUCUCUGUGUGGACCAGGGCCCAAAACCAGGAUACACGCCUAUAAUACAUCCAUGCCACUUCUUCUCACCUCAGCGCUGUUUUUACAACACUGAUGGCAAACUCUACAUCGGUGGGAUCAAAUCUCACAAAUACAACAGCGAUAGCUGUCUGGUGGACCUCGGUUCCGGGAAUUUUCCUGGUCUCUUUGAGUGCAAGGUCGCCCAGGAGAAGAAAUUUCACAUGUUGUGGGAUUUUAAGCAGGGAGGACAGAUCAAGAACAGGAAGACAAAGCGUUGUCUGGAGGUCGCACGUGGAAAAGAUGGAUACUUCAGUCUCGUCGUUCAACAGUGCAGCGGCCAAAGCUGGAAGAUCCAACAUGUCGUCAAUCAGACUGUUUCUGCAAAUGGUCUAAAGUGACUCCUUUAUUGUCUUUUGUUGGAUUUUUCAGUAAGAAUUUCUUAAUUUUCCUCACAUUUUGACAACUGUAAGUGAAUAAUACUCACCACUAUAUAUAUAUAUAUAUAUAUAUUAAAGGGGGAUAUUGCUUUCUAUUUUUAACUUUCUAUUGGGUUUCAAACUCUUCCAGAACAUUUUCAUGUUGGACAUAAACAUCUAUUAAUCUUGUAAAGCCCCCAAAAUUUGACAGUAAAUUAUCAUUAUUUUUUUUUUUAG
Oryzias melastigma (Indian medaka) is the source of this 3722-nucleotide messenger RNA. RefSeq names its product probable polypeptide N-acetylgalactosaminyltransferase 8. The transcript is spliced from 11 exons. Gene Ontology annotation, cellular component: Golgi apparatus. NCBI's taxonomy places the organism in Eukaryota, Metazoa, Chordata, Actinopteri, Beloniformes, Adrianichthyidae. The record is from RefSeq and is a predicted model, not a curated record. Bases 1641 to 3467 code for a protein of 608 amino acids.